Messenger RNA from Engraulis encrasicolus (European anchovy), 9450 nucleotides. RefSeq names its product myosin XVB (gene myo15b). Gene Ontology annotation, molecular function: ATP binding; protein binding; cytoskeletal motor activity. The transcript has 63 exons. The record is from RefSeq and is a predicted model, not a curated record. Gene Ontology annotation, cellular component: myosin complex; cytoskeleton. NCBI's taxonomy places the organism in Eukaryota, Metazoa, Chordata, Actinopteri, Clupeiformes, Engraulidae.
GCAGGUCAUCGGCGUAUCCAAAUGGCUCGUCGUGCACAUCUCCAAGAAGAAGAGCGGCUCCACCUCGGCGGGCAAGAACUUUUUUCGACAGAGAAUGGCCAUGCGAGCGGCCAGCAGGAGAACGCGUCAAGAGAAGGCCGACGAGGAAGCAAAGGCCCAGACGAACACACCUGAUCCGUCAGAGGAUCCGUCCACAGGUGAAGGCCAGAGUGGCCAAGACGGAAAAAACAACGCUGGGGACGCCAAGUAUGCCAUAGUUUUACCCAGGAUGAAUAAGCUCGGCAAACCCCUAGGUGGCGCAGCACCAGCAGCAGCUGUGGCAGGCAGGAGCCCAGGAGGAGGAGCCCCGACUCAGAGCAAGCCCCCAAAACCAGGCGCUCGCCUUGUGCUUCCCGCAAAGCCUGACCUCAGUGUUCUUAAAUCUAUAAAAAGUGGCAUUCAUCCAAACCAACCAGACAGGAAUAAAACCACGGCACCACAGCCUGCGGCCAACAAGGGAGAUAGAGCAAUACUAAAUGAUGACGAUGGAGCUAGUAUCCUGCGUGCAGCCAGAGAGAAAUUGGGGUCGACACCAUUAAAAUUCAACAAGCUAUCCCUAUCUAAACCGGUGUCCCUGGGAGGACAGAAGCAAGCAGUGCAAAUUACAGACAGAGAGGAACAACAGAGAGAGAGGGGCAGGCCUAUGUCUCUCGCCGCACCAGACCCUGACGUGCACAGGCAGGGAAUGGUCUCCUCCAUACUGGAAGAAGAAGCGGACCUGGAGGUGGCCCGCUUGAUGGGCAACAGCCUCCGCCCCUCCUCCACAGAGAUACACUGGGCCCUCCAUGACGAUGGAACGCUGGGGGACCCUCAGGAUUGGCUGAGGGCAGAGAGUCUGCUGCCCCACCAGACUGUUGAGAAGUUGACCAAAUGGACGGUGUAUCAGGACGACAGCAAGCCUCCGACCGUGCCUGUGCACACCGGCGGCGGGCCCUGGGAGUCUGAGGACCCCACACAGCACAUGCUGGAGAGCAAGCUCAACAGCACCCAGGUGAUUAUGCCAGGCAGCGAACAGGCAGUCGAGCUUGACGAGGUGCAAGACCUAUCUCAAUUAAAUGAGGUGUGUGAGAGCUCUGUCCUGUUAAAUCUGAGGAAGAGAUUUUCCAGAGACUCCAUCUAUACUUAUAUAGGAAAUAUGUUACUUUCUGUAAAUCCCUUCAAAUCCAUAAAUAUCUACACGGAUGAGAUCAGACUACAGUAUCAGUCCAAAGAGCAGCGGAAGAACCCGCCUCACGUGUAUGCACUUGCGGAUGCAGCAUUCAGGGAGUCACAGCAGACAGCACAAGAGCAGUGCAUUGUCAUAAGUGGUCAGAGUGGAUCUGGAAAAACGGAGGCAGCCAAGUUAAUCGUCCACUACCUAAAUGCCAUGUAUCAGGGCAGAAAUGACAACCUCCGACAGCCAAUGGAUGUCUUACCAAUUUUGGAAAGUUUUGGCAAUGCUAAGACUAUUCUCAACAACAACUCAAGUCGUUUCGGCAAAUACCUUCACAUUCAUAUUUGCCAUGGUGUUGUAGUUGGUACUUCACUUUCCAAAUAUCUUCUUGAAAAAUCCCGUGUUGUCUUCCAGGCCAGUGAGGAGAGAAAUUACCACGUCUUUUAUGAGCUACUGGCAGGCAUGAAUGAAUGGCACAAACAAGACUUGUAUCUUCAAGGGGCAGAAACCUACUAUUACCUCAACCAGGGCAGGGCUUGUGAAUUGAAAGGGAAGAACGAUAAGCAGGACUUCCUGCUCCUUGUCCAGUGUUUGAUGACCAUCGGCCUGCACCCCGACGAGUUGGCAACCAUAUGGGCCAUACUCUCAGCCAUCCUGCAGCUAGGCAACAUCUGCUUCCGCUCUUACGAGAGUGAGUCCUUUGAAGUAGCACAGAUCUUCAGUGAAUCUGAGGUGCGCCGGGUAGGAAUGCUGUUGCAGAUAUCAGCAGAGGCUCUGCAAACGGUUAUUACACACCGUGUCACGGAAACCAUUUAUGACAGAAUCUACUGCCCCCUCUCUGUAGAAAGUGCCAUUGAAUCUAGGGAUGCCAUAGCCAAGACUCUGUACUCUGUGCUAUUUGACUGGCUUUUGGACUGCAUAAACCAAUGGCUCAUUCCCACUGAAAUGGACAGCUCAAUUGGCCUGGUGGACAUCUAUGGGUUUGAGGACCUUGCUGUGAACAGCUUUGAGCAGCUUUGCAUUAAUUUUGCCAACGAGCAGCUGCAGCAGUUUGUCAGCAAAGCAGUCCUAACCCAGGAACAGGAAGACUACAGUGCUGAGCAGAUAGAGUGGUACCCUGUCCCUGUUCAGGACCUCCACUCCUGUAUUGAGCUGAUCACAGCACGCCCCCACGGCAUCCUCCGUAUCCUUGAUGACCAGACACUACUGCCUCAGGCCACUGAUCACACAUUUCUCCAAAAGUGUCAUUAUCAUCAUGGCAACAGUCCGUUCUACACUAAGCCCAAAAUUCCUCUCCCGGUUUUUACAAUUUACCACUACGCAGGAGCAGUCACCUAUCAGGUGCAUAACUUUUUGAAUAAAAACCACGACCAGAUCCGCCUGGAGGUCCUGGAGCUCUUUGUUCGAAGUCGGCAGCAGGCAAUUUCAGCGUUGUUCCAUGAGGUUCAGGAACGCUAUCUGCAACAAAAAGAACUUAACUCCCGGGGAAGAGGUAUUAGACAACAAUCUUCAACUGUGUCCUCACACUUCCAGCAGUCACUGAUAGAGCUUACGACCCGACUUGAGAGAUGCAAAACUACCUUCAUACGCUGUUUCAAACCUAAUUACAUGAAGGCACCAGGUAUGUUUGACAUACACUACAUGUCAACACAGCUGAGGCACGCCGGGAUUCUGGAGACCAUCCAGAUACGGAAGGAUGGUUUCCCCAUACGCAUCCCCUUCACAAUAUUUUUGGAAAGGUAUGGUGUCCUCCUGGUCCAGCGGCCUCCUGACCACACUGAGAAGCAGCUAGUGGUGACACUGUUGGAGACCGUGGGGGUAGAGGAUGGGGAAUACCAGCUGGGGCUCACUAAGGUGUUCAUGAAAGAAGCCCUUUACCAGCGAGUGGAUGAGCGCUGGAGUAGCACACAGACCUGGGCCGCCGUCACCAUUCAGCGGAACAUAAGGGGCUUCAUCUGCAGACGAAACUUUCGAUUCUUCAAGCAGAAGGCCAUUGUUAUUCAGUCCCACAUUCGUGGGCACCAGGCCAGGAAGUAUUACAAAAGGCUACGACGCUCCUUCACUCAGUUCUGGGCUGUUAUGAUGAUCACCAGGAACACCAUCAAGAGACGGAAAUGGAGGGUAGGGCUUUGGCAAGCAAAUGCAUCCUCAUGUUCAUGAAUCAACACAAGCAAAGAUGUUGCCACAUUGGAGAUUCCUGCGGAGCUGUCCGCCAGGUUACGGAGUGCAGGAGGACAGCGUCAAGGCGCCGGUGUGACUGAGGUUGCUCCACCUCAAGUCAAAGCAGACCACAGGCUCACUCUGCCCCUCGACAUCGACAGUUUUCCAUUCUCACAGUAUGCAAACACAACGCUAAAGGAUGGCUGGUCUCAACCUAUGGGAAAUGCUCUGGCGAGGGCACUCACACGUUUGGAGCCAGAGGACUCCUAUGCAGCUCUGGAACUGUACAAGCUGAUUCUUAGGUUUGUUGGCGAUCCGAGCCUUAGUAGUCAACACGAGGUCAUAUUGGGGAAUUACAUCAUAGAGAAAGGCCAGAGCAGGCCAGCUCUCAGGGAUGAGAUCUUGGCUCAGCUGGCAUACAUCACCUGGGGCCACGAGAAUGACGAGGGAAAUGCCCGGGCAUGGCUGCUCCUGGCUUCCUGUCUCUCUGCCUUCACUCCCUCUCCAACCCUGGACAAACCAUUUCUCAAGUUUGUUUCAGACCGAGGGCCAGGAGAGUACCGCGCACUUUGUCAGCACAAGCUCCUUACAUCACUCCAGCUACCAGGCCCAACCACACGACGAUACCCACCCACUCAGUUAGAGUGGACCUCCAUUCAACGCAGGGGGAAAAUGGUGGUGAAUGUUAACACUUUCAAUGAGGAGGAUUUGAUGGUGGAAGUCGAUUCAUGGACCACGGGAGAACAACUGGCUGCCUGGUUGUUACAGUUCAGGGGUGUGCCAGAGAGCCUGAAAGGAUGGUCUGUGUCUUUGUUGGCGGAAGAUAACUGGAAGGAUCUGAUUGGCUGUGACUUUGUCAUGGAUCUGUUAGCUGGAAUGGAGGCCGACGUGUCCCUGGAUCAAGGCUCUUCAUAUCCUGACUAUCUCUUUAGUAAUGACGGCAUGGCCAUGACUGAUCUAGAUGACUUCAUUCCUCCUGCUCCUGCCAUGCAAGCCCCGGGUUUACCACCAGACGGCAUGUCUGGCUGGGACAACUAUCACCAAUCAGACGGUACACAGGGACCAGAUGCUUUUGUGGAUGAUUUGUUUGGCUCCGUGCUGGACCAAGGCCCUCCGGACAUGGAGCGAAUGGCCAUGCUCAACCGCCGGAUGAGAGGAGCGGGAGGGAUGUUCCCUGCAGGAUACGGAGGAUACGCAGCCAAUCCAAUGAUGCCAAACAUGAUGCCCGCCACUAUGCCCAUGAUGCCAACCAUGCCAGCCAUGCAACCUAUGAUGAUGCCCCAGGCGGCGAUGCCUCAAAUGGCUCCAGGCAUGCCAGGAGUCAACGCUCAGGACAUGGCUGCCACUCAACAGGCAAUGAUACAACAGCAGGCAUUGCUGAUGGCACAGCAGAUGACUCUGCAGGCCAUGACGCUGUCACAGCAACAGGCUCAACAGCAGCAGCAACAGAGCCAGAGGCGCCAGAGUCAACGGCAGCGUAGUCCAGACAACUCUCCCCCACGGCCCCGUCAGCAACCUGCGGUGACACAGGCCCCGAAGCCCCCUCCUGUCAAGAAGCAGCCCACACUAGCUCCACCAGCACCACCACCACCACCAAAUCCCCAAGAGGAAGAUGUAGAUCUAUCAAACCCUGAAGACGAGCUUGAGUCCUUCAAGGACAAACAAAACUUCUUCCAGAGGAUUGGUUCCGGGGAUACUAAGGCAAAGCCAGCGGCCAGGUCUGCAAAACCUCUGUAUGCCACCCCUCCCACACCUAAACCUAAACCCCCUCCUGCCCCCGUUGUGGAAGCAGAAAAGCCUCCUGUGCUAAAACCUGUCCCAAGAAAGCCUUCGCCAGAGCCUGAACCCGAACCACCAAGUCCCAGAGCUGCUUCACCCAGGCCGGAGCCUAGCAGCAACAUCCGUGAGAUCAUCAAGCGGUACAAUAGUCGCCCUACGCCAGAACCCAAGUCAUAUGAGCCUCAGAGGCCAGCCGGCAAGUCAUUUGUAAAAAAGAAUGACCCCAAAGAAGAGGCACUUGCCAUCCUCCGAGGCAAAGGUCCACCCCCACCACCUCCUCUGGCCCCUCCCCCUUCUCAUCCCCCACCGCCACGCUCCAUCUCCAACAGCAUGAAGCAGAAGCAGCGUGGGCUGGCCGGCCUCUUUGGCUCACAGCAACGCACCCAAGAAGCGCCGCCCCCACCCCCUCCCGCGCAUCCUCCACCCGCGCAUCCUCCACCCUCGCCUGCUAUUCCAGAGCCGCCGCCCAUGGCUGCACCCACCCUGAAUCAAUAUCACAAUGCAAUGGAUGAUGGAGUUCGAUCUCAGCUCUACAAAUUCUCUGCUAGUGUAUACUUUUCAUACCCCAAUAUGCCAGGUAGACUCUUCUUGAGGAAAGAGGUGUUUUAUCCUAAGGAACGGUUUAACCACACAUACAUUCUUAACCUGCUAUGUGAGCAGAUAAUGAGAGACACCUUCUCUGAUUCUUGCGUGAGAAUAACCCGCGAGGAACGGCGCAAGAUGAAAGACUUAUUGGCUCGGUUCUCAGUGGGUACGAGCAUCAGCACGAUGGAGGAUGAUGCCGUAAAGAAGAGAGUUGUCAUGGCGGCCAGAGACAACUGGGAGAACUACUUCAGUCGUCUGUUUCCUGUUAAGGCUGGCGUUGUAGGAGAUGCCCAGAUCUUAGGAGUCUCUCAUCGAGGAAUUAAACUCUUGCGUGUGGCGAAGGCCACAGGAAUCAACUCUAAACACCUGAAGAACCUCUGCAAUUACAGCUAUGCUGAAAUUUUGUCUGUGGAAGUCAAUGGAUCUGAUACGGUUGUCUUCUCCCUCAAAAAUGAAUCUCUGGAGCUGCAGUCCCUUCAUGCUCCUCAGAUCACGGCCAUGGUCCAGUUCUUCCUUCGAGAACUUGUCAAGGGAUCUGAGUAUGUCAUUGCAACAAAGAGUUAUGUGACAGAUGACAAGAGUCUCCUUAGUUUCCACAAGGGAGAUAUUAUCAAGCUGCAGAAGAUGGAGAGCGUAGAGAGUGGAUGGCUGUUCGGCUCCGUUGGUGGACGUUCAGGCUUGUUUCCUGCGGAAGUUACACAGCCCUCAGCCCCACCAGACUACCACGCUCCUCAGCUGGACCGGCAGGAUGAGAGGAGGAAGAGCACUAGGGCACCCCGGGCACAGACACAACCGCAGACACAACCAGAGACUCAACCACAACCACAACCACAGCCACGGCCAAGGCAACUGCUGCCCGCAACUCAACCUGCUCAAAAUGCAGUGAUGGAUCAGCCCAUGAAUGGAGGGUUUAUGGGACAAAUGUCAUCCCCAGAGGAACAAGGGCCAUUCCCCGAAAUCGAGCAGUAUGGCGGAAUCAUGGCAGAAUUUGCCCAGAAAUACUUCAGAGAUGUUGCCACAAGGUCAGACGGUCAAGGUUUGACUGCUGCUGGAAGAAGUUUUGCAGAGAUGACUUACCACACCAUGGAACCAAUUCUGGAAUCGUUGAUCUUGUUUUCUGACAACGAACUCAAUGAAUUGUCAGUUCCUUGCUUCACAUGCAUCAUGCAGUUUAUGGGUGACCUGCCAUUGAAGAAGCACCAGUCAGAGGGCGACUGUGUCAACCAUAUUCUUCAGUUAGGGAAGGAGAAGGAGUAUUUGAGGGAUGAAAUCUACUGCCAGAUUAUCAAACAAGUCACACAAAACCCCAACAGAGAGAGUUGUGCACGUGGGUGGCAGCUGUUGGCUCUGAUGACCGGCUUCUUCCCGUGCUCCCCCACGCUAAUGCCCUACUUCAACAGUUAUAUCGAGGACUUCUCCCAGAACACGGCGGAUCCUCUUCACGAAUUCUCUCUUAGCUGUCAAGAAAACUUUGGACGAUCUCUGAUGUUUGGAGGCCGAAGACAUAUUCCAUCCCAUGGAGAAAUGGAUGCCCUACUUAAUGGUCGAAGUAUUCGCCAACUGCCAAUCGUGUUGCCUGGUGGAGUUGAGUUCCCUUGCAAAAUUCGAAACUUCAGUGUGGCCCUGGACGUAGCAACUGAUUUAUGUAUGGAGAUGGGUUUAAAUGACCCCUCUGAAGUGAAGGAAUUUUCAAUUAAAGCUACCCGUGGACAAGUGGUGAGGCCCAUUCACCCAAAUGAAUACCUGUUUGAUUUCCUGCUGGAUGAUGGCUCCAUCACACUCUCAUUCCAAAGAGUGAUUUGGGAAUCUCCGCUGCGGUUUGAGAAUGAACUCUACAUUGAGUUUCACUACCAGCAGGUCCUAGCUGACUAUCUGGAUGGAAGACUGAUGUUGCCAGGAAACGGUACACCAGUCAUUGAACAGAUUGUGGGAUUGGCUGCACUUCAGCAUCUUGCACUGGGCAAUCCAAACCUACCAUCACAAUCUGAGCUGAAAGAAUAUUUGCCCCGGAUGGAUGGAGUGAAUGCUAAAAAUGGCGAGGUGCUGUCUGCAUGCCACAAUCUCCUAUCAAGCAUGGGCGCAUUGCAUCCAUUUGAGGCCAAAACACGUUUCCUCCAGGACCUUAGCUCCUUGCCUCUUUUUGGAGCGAACGUCUUCCUGGCUCAGAAGGUCAGCUACAAGGGCUGUCCAUCUCCCUGCAUCGUAGCUGUGAGAGUGGAAGAUAUCACCUUCUGUCAUCCCAAAACGCAGGAGAUCGUUAUGGUGGUACCACUGGCAGAAGUACAGUCACUUCGCUCCUAUCAGCCAAAAAAGGGCAAAACAGCAGCGGUUGAAAUCAACUGUGCGAUUGAUGGCCAUCCCAAAUGCAUCUCGAUUAAUUUGAAGCAGGCAAAGGAGCUGUGCCAUAUCAUCGCUGUCAUCAUGGAGGAACGACUCAACAACCCUCAGAUGUGAACUGCACCUGUAAUGGCUCAGGACACUGAAGUCAAGGGGACAUAAAGGCAUAAAUGUGGAGUGAAGGGUUUGUCAAGCAAUUCAUGAAAUCAUCAAAUGUUGCACACUAUUGUUAACUACUGCACAUCUGUCCUUUCUGGGGAAUAUGAAACCAAAUGUAAUGUGCUGAUUGCUUUUGGGGCUUGUUAUCACUUCCCAUGGGAAUUGUUUUUAGAUGUUCAUUACAAAAAAAUAACUUUUUGACCAUUUGCAAACCCUUACCAUCCAUUUCAAGUAUUCCUCCAUUGUUUUGUUCUGUUUUGUUUUUUUGAAUGGGGGGGUUACAUUUGUACAUGAAAGAUGCUCUAAGUUCCAUAGUCAUAACCAUCUUCUAAAUCAGAGACAAGAAUAGUUUUUAAUUUUGAAAAAAAAAAUCUGCCUAUUUUUAUACUUUGUAAGGAUGUUGGGUUUUCACUUCCGCUCUUUCCUGGCAAGUUUUGAAUUAAUGAAGGGGAAAUCUUCAUUUGCAUCUUAUAUUUGAAUCUUUUCCUCUUUGGUGACAUUAUAAUAGCUCCUCCAUGUUAAGCAUUUAUUAAACAUUAGUGACAUUUUUAUAGAAUAGAAUAUCUGUUAAUUUGUCAUUGUAACAAGCAGCAUUUCUUGUUCAGAGAAGCAAUAAUUGAAAUAAAAGAUAUAACAGGAGUACUCAAAACCACACACACACACACACACACACACACACACACACACACACACACACACACACACACACACACACACACACACACACACACACACACACACAUAGUACAUACUAUACAAGUACUAUACAAGUACAUACUACUCAAACGUCACACACAUACACAUACACUUUCAUGCUGUACUUUGGUAGCAUCAUUUAGUGCAGUAAUAUCUGCUGGGUAAAUGUUAUUAUUCAGUCUGUUUGUCCUGUGGCCCUGUAAGCAAACUGGUGUGGGUCAAGAGAGGGGGGUGGAGUGGGGGGGUUGAAUGACAAGAUGUGUAUCUGUUCUGUUGGCUGCUAAUGUUAUUAUUUAAAAGUCCCAGGAAUACAAUAGCAUUUGCAUAUGCUUUGGUGGUACCGGUAUAUUAUAAACAACCGACAAUGUUAAACUGUCUUGGGUAGAUGGGCCGGCAUUUGAUUUGAUUAUGUAUAAAAAAAAAUAAAAAACACAAGUGAGUCAUUAUCUUUUUGUUAUUCAUCAUCACUUGAUCAUGAAUGAAUAUUGUCUUUUAACAUUUUGUGUAUGGUUAAUUUCCUUUGUUAACAAUAAAUUAUUUAU